AUGCAUGGAUCCUACCAAGGCUUCGGCCAAGGAGGUGGGUAUGAUAGUCAAGGCCGAGGUAACUAUAGAGAGCAAGGCUAUCAAGGCCAAGCACCCUAUGGUCAAUCUCACGGUCUUGGCAAUCAAACUCAGUACAAUCAAGGUAGUUAUAACCCUAACCAUCAAGGUGGAGGGGGUUACAACUAUCCUUAUGGGCAAUAUAGGGGUGCUUCUAGCGGGUGCUAUCCAUCGAACCCGGGAGGACAAUAUGGUGUUUCUCAAUUUCCUCCUCCCGGAUUCAAUGGGCCAAGGACCUAUGGCAAUCAAUACCCUCAAAAUCCUAUGGGUUAUGGCAAUGCACCUCCAACACUCCCGCCUCUCAAGUCUAUCCUUGAGGCACUUAUGGAGUCGUUCGUGGGGGCGCAAGACAAGAAAAAUGUUGAGUUUGAGGAUGGAUUCAAGCAAUCCAACACUCAUUUGAAAAUGAUUGAAACUCAAUUAGCACAACUUGCUAGCACCAUCAAGGAACAACAAGUGCAUACUAGUCUCCAACCCCAAGGUCAAGCUCCUAAGCAAAUGUAUGCGGUCAUGACUAGGAGUGGGAAGAUUUUAGAUGAUGGUGCUAUGUUUGUUGAUGCUCCUUGCUCUAGGGGAGAAGGAUCUAAGGGAAAUGAGUCUACGGACUAUGAUGUGGGGGAAGAGAAGUCUCACAUUGAUGACGUGAGCGAUGGUGUGAAGCCAACGGAGGCUACUCUUCUACCUCUUCCUACUCCUCCUCUCCCCUAUCCUCAAAAGAUUUUUGGAAAGAAAUUGGAUGACCAAUUAUCCAAGUUUCUAGACACUAUUAGUAAGCUUUAUGUGUCCUUGUCUUUCACCGAGGCGCUAAAGCAAAUGCCACAUUAUUCUCGGUUCACGAGAGACAUUUUGUGUGGCAAAAGAACUUAUAGCCUCAAGGAAACCGUGCAUCUCACGGAGAAUUAUAGUGCUUUGAUCUUGAGCCUGUUUCCCCCAAAGCUCAAGGAUCUCGGGAGUUUCUCGAUUCCUUGUAGCAUCCAAAAGCUGAAAUUUCAUAACGCUCUUUGCGAUUUGGGGGCAAGCGUGAGCAUUUUUCCUUGCAAAAUCUAUGCGAAGCUUAGUCUUGGUGAUCUCACCCCUACCCCUAUGUCUUUGCAACUAACCGAUUACUCGGUUAUGUUCCCUUUGGGUAGGGUUGAUGAUGUUCCCCUUGUGAUAGGGAAGUUAACUUUUCUUGUUGACUUCAUUGUCUUGGAUAUUGAUGAGGACGCCCACACCCCUAUUAUCUUAGGGAGGCCAUUCUUGGCCACGGCGGGUGCUCUCAUUGAUGUUCAAGGUGGUCUUAUCACCUUGAAGGCGGGAGAUGCCAAGGCUAGUUUCAAGCUUCCUAUUGAUGAUGAAUGUGGUUCCAAGAAGAAGAGUUGCAUGAAGUUAGACACUAUUGCAUGCAUUGAGCAUCGUUAUGCUAACAUUUCUAAUGACUCUUGUGCUUCUAAGUUUGAUGAUAAGCUUGCUAGGAACAACAUCAAGGAGAAGAAGGUAUUUGUGAACUCCUCGGUGUUAGGUGAUUCAUUUGAUGAUGUGAUAACCAUUCCCGAGAUCUUUGGGAUGGGUCUAGAUGAUGUUAGAGCAGAAACUUCGGCUCCCCAUGGUAAGGAUUCUCCGGUCAAGAAGCCCAAGAGGGGAAAACACAAGCUUAAGGGGAUUUGGUUUGAUCCCACCUCUAUGAGUGGUGGCUUAGGUAAGUGGUUUGCGCCCAAAGGGGAAAAAAGGAGCUUUUUGACUUGUGAUGAUCGUAAGCCGGUUGCAUUUGACCCCCCAUGA
This is a messenger RNA of Spinacia oleracea (spinach), 1818 nucleotides long. RefSeq lists its product as uncharacterized. Bases 1 to 1818 code for a protein of 605 amino acids. The record is from RefSeq and is a predicted model, not a curated record. NCBI's taxonomy places the organism in Eukaryota, Viridiplantae, Streptophyta, Magnoliopsida, Caryophyllales, Amaranthaceae. The transcript has a single exon.